CCGAGAUCGAGAUAGAGACAAAGAGCUGGAACUGGAAGUCGUCAAAUAGCAGUAUCUCUUCUCUCUAAUAUUUUCGUAGUAGUUUUGUAUCUGUUUUUACAACAAUUGGUAUUAGACCUUAGGCAACGCUUGUUGAAGUUGAACAGCGAGCUCAUUUGGAAUUUGGUGCCCAUGGUCAAGGUGGAACUCUAUUUGCAUUUGGUUCGUGAGACAUUAUGGCUUGAAUCACGCCAAGAUGGAGAUUGGUGGUUUUAGUGGUUUAGAUUUGAGCCAAGUUGUUAAGUCCCACAUCGGCUAGUGAGGAUGAGCGUGUAGUGCUUUAUAAGCAGUUGUACCACAAUCAAACCGCCGCUGCAAAGGUCACAUUCUUUGAAUGGGGGCUGACAUAUCUCUUGUUUCGAUUCUACCAGAUUCAUUUCCUCUACAUGCCCACAUCCCUCGCUCUUAUGAGCGCUGUUUUGCAAAUUACACCAGCUUGGUUCUUGUCCAUUCCGGCUGUGCUGCCGCUGGCCAUGAAAGGUAGAUAUGUCGAGGCAGUUUUUGUGACGGCGGUUCAUCAGAUUCUGUUGGAAUACGGCACAGCAGCUAUCCAAGAUGAGGUUCCGGGACAGAACGCCUACCUCACUGGCCUUAGCACACUUGGGGGCAUUGCUCUUUUCCCCUCCAUGUUGGAAAGAGCGAUUAUGGGUCCUCUGCUGAUGACAAUGAUGAUUGCCUUCAAGAAUCUGUAUGUAGAAUUUGUCCUUGCUUCUGGAAAAGAAGCCACUGCUCAUUGACACAAGUAACUACUUCACAUUUACAUGAAAUUGAUAAGUAAUUUGAAAGAAAAAUAUCAGAGUCCUA
Molecule: messenger RNA, 843 nt
Organism: Pyrus x bretschneideri (Chinese white pear)
Lineage: Eukaryota; Viridiplantae; Streptophyta; Magnoliopsida; Rosales; Rosaceae
Product: transmembrane protein 245-like
Exons: 2
Coding region: 426-776 (116 amino acids)
Source: RefSeq, a predicted model, not a curated record